Messenger RNA from Raphanus sativus (radish), 741 nucleotides. RefSeq names its product V-type proton ATPase subunit F. The record is from RefSeq and is a predicted model, not a curated record. Gene Ontology annotation, cellular component: membrane; proton-transporting V-type ATPase, V1 domain. Gene Ontology annotation, biological process: proton transmembrane transport. Gene Ontology annotation, molecular function: proton-transporting ATPase activity, rotational mechanism. The transcript has 5 exons. The coding region runs from base 101 to 487 and encodes 128 amino acids. NCBI's taxonomy places the organism in Eukaryota, Viridiplantae, Streptophyta, Magnoliopsida, Brassicales, Brassicaceae.
CAUGUUAGUGAUUACGAAUCAAUAUAUCGUCAAUCAAAUCCCAAGGAGGAGAAACGAGAAGAAACAGCGAGAAGAGAAAAAGUAGUAGUUUGAAUCAAAUAUGGCUGGGAGAGCUUCAAUCCCUGCUCGCAACUCUGCCCUUAUCGCUAUGAUCGCUGACGAGGACACUGUUGUUGGAUUCUUGAUGGCUGGAGUUGGUAAUGUUGACAUAAGGAGGAAGACUAAUUACCUUAUCGUGGAUUCAAAGACAACGGUGAGACAAAUUGAGGAUGCUUUCAAGGAAUUCUCAUCAAGAGAUGAUAUUGCUAUCAUCCUCAUCAGCCAAUAUGUUGCCAAUAUGAUCAGGUUCUUGGUGGAUAGCUACAACAAGCCAGUUCCUGCGAUCCUGGAGAUCCCUUCCAAGGACCAUCCUUAUGAUCCUGCUCAUGACUCUGUUCUCUCCCGUGUCAAGUACCUCUUCUCUGCGGAAUCUGUGUCACAGCGUUAAAAACAUAUACACAUCCUGCAAAGCUUGCUGAGCUUUUUAUAUCAUUUGUUUGGUUUUUGACAUUCUUGUAUUUGAGUCUCGAAUUUCAAUAAUGUUCUCUCUUGAUUUUUAUUUAAAGAUGGAUGUUUAUGUUAUUAAGAAGCAACGGUAAAACACCAUCUGGUUCUUUUUGCAUUAAAUAAAGAGAGUGAGUCUGUUGUGUAUUCAAGAGACAAGAGCAGACUAUAAAGAUUUUAAGUGAAGACUUUGACCUC